Phanerochaete carnosa HHB-10118-sp is the source of this 788-nucleotide messenger RNA. RefSeq lists its product as uncharacterized. The transcript has 2 exons. The coding region runs from base 36 to 680 and encodes 214 amino acids. The record is from RefSeq and is a predicted model, not a curated record. Lineage: Eukaryota; Fungi; Basidiomycota; Agaricomycetes; Polyporales; Phanerochaetaceae.
CGCGAAUCCGCCGCUACCCCGCACUCAUUCAUAAAAUGUACAAGCUCAUCCGUCGAAUCUCGAGCACAUUCCUUCCGAGGCCGGAUAGGCCGUGGAACGAUGAUGCGACGUCAAAUGCCCCGCAGAUUGGCAAGAAACGACGGAUGAGCGACGAUGAGGAGGUGCCGGCGCCGGCGAGCAUGAAGAAACAUAGGACAGGACUCCGGGCGGAGGACACCGUUAUCCUCGAGGAGCCCUCGGAAGAAACACAGGAGCAGGAAGGCACCACUGACGGCGUGAAGGAGGUCACAGAAGGUGUACGAGAGGUUGAGCUGGAGGACAACACCGAGGCAGAUGCGAGCGAGGAGCCAGUUACCACGGAGACUGCCGCCGCUGUACCACUGCCAGACUCGCCGGUCCUCGAAGCGCAAACGGAGACGAUCGAAAGCGUAUCGCCAGAGGCACUGGCUGAGGUCAAGGCGGAGGCCGCAGAACAUCCUGAAGAUAGCACGAUGGAGCCUGCAGCAUCAGAAGCAGGGGAAGAGAAGGCUGUUGAGAAGACUGGGACAGACACCGCGGAGGGCAUUGCCACAUCAGAUGCUACAUCGACGGCUGGCUUUGAUGUUGCCACACAUGCUACUACGUAUGAGACUGCUCUGGAGGGGGAGAAGGCGAGAGAGGCUGCUACGGAGGUUGCAUAAUGACUGAAUACCCGGUCGGAUCUAACAGCUAUCUUUGACUAUAUCUCACUGACGAUCGUACUGUUCAUACAAGGGAGUGUAUUUUGCUUAUACCUAGUGUAAUGUGUU